AUGUAUCAUAAUGUUUAUCGUAAAGUACACGAUGCUUAUCCGCUUGUUCACGACGAUUAUGCAGCAUUACAUGCACAAUAUUGGGCUAAUCAUUUGGCCAGUACACUGUCAUGUAUCAGUCACGAUCCAGCUAAGCGGUUUGGUGAGAAUAUCUUCUUUUACGCGGCAACAGUUUUACCAAGUGAAACAGUUCUUGCAAAAAUGACUGUUCAUAGUUUUUUCAUUGAGUCAAAAGACUACAACUAUAAUAACCAUGAAAACUUGGAUUAUCAUACCAGAGGUCAUUUCACGCAACUAGUCUGGAGAAGCACAAAGAAACUUGGAAUCGGUGUUGCUAUAGCAUAUUCUAGUGGCAAUCAUGGUAAUCCAUGUAUGCCAAAUUUUCCAGCUACUGCUAUUUACGUGGUCAUCAAAUAUGAUCCACCAGGGAAUGUACAUUCACUACGUCACUACAGUAACAACGUGCUACCGCCAACGAUUCCAAUCUCUCAUUUAUUAAGCGAUGUCCAAUUCUGGUAG
This is a messenger RNA of Enterobius vermicularis (human pinworm), 519 nucleotides long. The record is from the annotation of a GenBank genome assembly. NCBI's taxonomy places the organism in Eukaryota, Metazoa, Nematoda, Chromadorea, Rhabditida, Oxyuridae.